Molecule: messenger RNA, 1758 nt
Organism: Rhinichthys klamathensis goyatoka
Lineage: Eukaryota; Metazoa; Chordata; Actinopteri; Cypriniformes; Leuciscidae
Product: interleukin-17 receptor B
Exons: 11
Coding region: 94-1560 (488 amino acids)
Molecular function (GO): interleukin-17 receptor activity
Source: RefSeq, a predicted model, not a curated record
UAAGCUUUCUAUGUGAAUUAGACAGUUGAAUUAAGGCUUUUUAAUAAUUAGAAUCUUGGACAAUCAUUGUUUGGAUUGUUUAAGUCUGUUGAGAUGGAUCUUCUGAACCUCAUGAGGGAAAUCGCUGCUUUUCUUUUAUUAAUCCAGUGGAAACCUUCUGACAGCGCAUCUCACAGUUUCGUUGCAACAUGUCAACAACAGUCUCAUGAUGAUGAAGAAUAUAUAUAUCAUGAAUGGAACCCUUCACCCGUACAUGAUCUGACUGCAGAACUGAGUGAAUCUCAAUCCUCUCUCACUAUAAGAUGGGCCAUUAAUGUCGACAGCACCAUUCGCAAUCUCACUGGCACAUGGAUCACAUGGUCAGAGGCAAAUGAUAAUACAGAAUCAAGUUAUAGAUGUGGAUACAAGCCUGAGUUCUCCUCUGAUCAGAUCAGCCUUGCUGGCCUACAACAGCUGUGGUUCAGUUUCACUGUGCCAAAUGUAUCCGUUUGUCCUUCAAACAAGUAUCACUUCUUGGCCUAUAACCUUCCCACAUCAAAUACUGGAACAGGCAGCACAUAUACAAAGACUUUCAAAGCAGCUGAAAUCCAAUGGAACGCUCACAUUUAUUCAGUCCUUCAUGAUGAUAAGAUAAUGGUGACCUUCAAUGAGAGCUCUGCGGCGGACAGACACACCAUCAAUCUGGAGAACCCAAAAGAAAUCCUAAAGACUGUUGAGAUAAAAGAGGGAUGCAAAGUAGAAAAAUGUCAAGUGGAACUGGAAUACACGGGUCCCUGUGAAGACCUUACAAUAUUGAUAACACCUCACUUUGAACACUGCAAGGGUAUAGAUGAAGUUCAGCAUGAAGUGAUCUGUACGAACAAGUCUGGGUUGGCCAUUGGUGUUGGGUGCGUUCUGGCGCUUCUUUUCGUGCUUCUCUGCUGCUGCAUCACGUGUCAGGUGCUGCGGUGGGGCCGUGGCUCGAAGCGUGGCGUGUCCGUGCGAGUGUUGCUGGUGUAUCCCGCAGUGGACGGUGUGUUUCAGCGCGCUGUGAUGCUCCUGGCUCAAUCCCUGCACAGGCGCGCUGGCGUAACCGUGGUCAUCGACGUGUGGGACCGAGCUAGCCUAGCGGAACAAGGCCCGCUCCGCUGGAUCAACACACAGGCCGAGCUCGCAGACAGAGUCCUCCUCAUCACACCGCCUCAGACCGACGACCUUAAAUCAAACCUAGUUCCCGGCGUGAGCGAUGACACGGUUUCAGCUUCGGCCAGCAGUCUCUUCGCCCUGACCCUUAACCUGCUGUCCAGCGCUGCCCAUGACCCGCUCGGCCGGGACAAGUUCUGGGUCGUCAACCUGCGGGCCGAGGACCAGAGCGAGCAACCCGAGCUGAGAGGAUUCAGGAGAUUCCUUCUGCCCCGAGACUCAGAGAAGCUCCAUCAGAAGGUGUCGAGAAGAGAGAUGUGCUCCUGCUUCAGCUCCUUCACCUUCAGGAACGCCCUGGAGAAGAUGGAGAUCCACACAGACCUCCUAACCUGUGCCGAAGACCUCAGCCGGGACCAAACACCUCAUCUCCUGCCAUGAUGUGUGCCUUUCUGGUUAUUUUUCAUCAUGAAAGAUGCUUCCUUCCCGCAGACUUCAGUUCCAGCUCUGAUCAAACUCACUGAGCUUCUUCUUCACUGGUUCAGCUGUGAUUGGACGUUUUCAAAACAUCUCAAAACACUAUCAUGGUUAUGCGAACGUUAAGGGAACAUUCCGUUUUGUGACUUUUGAAUGUUUGCU